AUUUAUGGGGGAGUCGGGACUCUGUGGCCAUCAAAUUCCACGCGCGGGGAGACCCUCUCUCAUCCGCUCUGUGGAUCGAGAGACCGAUUCGGAUCGUCGGUCUGCCUUCGCCUUUGUUUGUUUGCCUUUUAGGUGUGGCCGCGGCCGCUCUCCCUUUGGUUGCCUCGCUUUCCCCUCUUUGUAGUUUGGAGGCAAUGGAGCGCACGUUCCUUUGAAAUACAACCAGGGAAGCCGCAGGAGAGAAAGUUUUCAUUCUUGAGGGGAGCAUCUCUCUCUCUCCCUCUCCCAGCCACAGGGAACAGAUAAUUCAUUGUGCAAAGGAGAAACAAGUUCAUCUCUCUUUGUUUCUGUCUGUGUGCGGCGGUGGAUCCGAUCUUUGUGGCGUUUGAUGGGAGUUUUUGAGGCUUAAAGAUCUAUCCUUGCCUCGCCACGGCCUGCAUCGGCGUCCAAGUUCGUGACACAAAUAUUAUGAUCUUCAGGAAACUGUUUCAGUCGUCAUGGGGUCUAAAACAAAUCAAAAGACACGAAGUUCUGUUUCUAUACUCGUCGUUAUUGGUUUGUGCUGUUUCUUCUACACUUUGGGUGCAUGGCAGAAGAGCGGUUUUGGGAAGGGAGACAGCAUAGCUGCAGAGAUCACUAGGCUGACUGACUGCAGUGUCUUACCAAAUUUGAACUUUGAGUCACAUACAGGAAGUAUCAAUAUCUCCGAAUCUAAGAUUAAGCAAUAUAAGCCCUGUAAAGUUAAAUUCACUGAUUAUACUCCUUGCCAUGAUCAAACACGUGCAAUGACUUUCCCAAGAGAAAAUAUGAAUUACAGGGAGAGACAUUGCCCAUCACAGAAUGAGAAACUAAGAUGCCUUAUACCAGCUCCUGAAGGAUAUGUUAACCCAUUCCCAUGGCCAAAAAGUCGUGAUUAUGUAGCCUAUGCAAAUGUUCCUCACAAGAGUCUCACAGUUGAGAAGGCCGUUCAGAACUGGGUUCAGUUUGAGGGCAACGUAUUCAGAUUUCCAGGUGGAGGGACUCAGUUUCCGCAUGGAGCAGAUGCUUAUAUUGAUUCACUUGCUGCUGUCAUCCCAAUUGCUGACGGAACUGUUCGUACGGCACUUGACACAGGAUGCGGGGUUGCCAGCUGGGGUGCCUACCUAUUAAAAAGAAAUGUGAUAGCAAUGUCGUUUGCACCAAGGGACUCACAUGAGGCUCAGGUUCAGUUUGCUUUGGAAAGAGGUGUACCUGCAGUUAUUGGUGUACUUGGCACCAUUCGGCUUCCAUACCCAUCAAGAGCAUUUGACAUGGCUCACUGCUCACGAUGUUUGAUCCCUUGGGGAGCAAAUGAUGGCACAUACUUGAUGGAAGUAGACAGAGUUCUCAGACCAGGUGGUUAUUGGGUACUCUCUGGUCCUCCAAUCAAUUGGAGGGUCAAUUAUCAAGCAUGGCAGAGGCCUAAAGAGGAACUUGAGGAAGAACAGAGAAAGAUUGAAGAGAUUGCUGAACUCCUCUGCUGGGAGAAGACACAUGAAAAGGGAGAAAUUGCCAUCUGGAGGAAGAAAAUCAAUUCUGAUUCUUGCAAGACGAAACAAAGCAAUCGUCAAACUUAUGUUUGUCAGAAUGACAGUCCUGAUGAUGUCUGGUACAAGAAGAUGACUGCAUGCAUAACACCUUUCCCUGAUGUCAGUAGUGCUGAUGAGGUUGCAGGAGGUGCAUUGAAGAAGUUCCCUGAUCGGCUCAAUGCUGUGCCUCCAAGGAUUGCUAGUGGGUCUGUUUCUGGGGUCACUCCAAACUUGUUUAACGAAGAUGUUAAGUUAUGGAGGAAACACGUAAAUGCAUAUAAGAGAAUCAAUAAAUUCAUUGGCACCGAGAGAUACCGGAAUAUAAUGGAUAUGAAUGCUGGAUUUGGUAGUUUUGCUGCAGCUUUGGAGUCUCCAAAGUCAUGGGUGAUGAAUGUUGUGCCUACAAUUGCUGAGAAAAAUACAUUGGGUGUCAUAUAUGAACGGGGUUUAAUUGGCAUAUAUCAUGAUUGGUGCGAAGCCUUUUCUACAUAUCCCAGGACAUAUGACCUAAUCCAUGCCAAUGACCUUUUCACAAUGUACAAGGACAAGUGCAAUAUGGAGGAUAUCGUCCUGGAGAUGGACCGGAUCCUGCGGCCUGAGGGUGCAGUCAUAUUCCGCGACAACUUAGAUGUCUUGCACAAGGUGAAGACGAUGGUCAGUGGCAUGAGAUGGAACACCAAGUUGGUUGAUCACGAGGAUGGUCCCUUGGUCUCUGAAAAAAUCCUGGUAGCUGUCAAGAGGUACUGGGUAGGAAACAGCACUGCCCAAGAAUAAGAGCUUGGGGCACAGCCUAAAGGAAAAGAGAGAAGGAGAUGUUCGCGCAGAAGAAGAUAAGAUGGUUGCAGUGUAACUGGCAUCUCGUUAUCCUCUAAUGCUCUCCUCCCAUGGGCGACCGGGGGUGUGACAGGCCGACGUGAAUGACAUUUUCGCAACGGUUCUGGAGAUGGGCUGUGGUGUUUUUGAUACGAAGCCCCAGCUGGAGGCUGUUGUUUAUUUGCUGAUUGUGUUAUUAGGUUUUUCUUUUCUGUUGUCCUACUGCCUGUAAGCCUUUUAAAUUUUGGGCUCCUAUUUUCUCUUCUGUAGAACUACUCACAUUUCUCUUAUUAGGCUAUUAUUUAUCCUUUUAUUUC
This is a messenger RNA of Nymphaea colorata (pocket water lily), 2677 nucleotides long. RefSeq names its product probable methyltransferase PMT2. Bases 498 to 2321 code for a protein of 607 amino acids. NCBI's taxonomy places the organism in Eukaryota, Viridiplantae, Streptophyta, Magnoliopsida, Nymphaeales, Nymphaeaceae. Gene Ontology annotation, molecular function: methyltransferase activity. Gene Ontology annotation, cellular component: trans-Golgi network; cytoplasm; endosome. The transcript is spliced from 7 exons. The record is from RefSeq and is a predicted model, not a curated record.